AUGCUUAAUAUAGAUGAUAUUAAGAAGCUUCUUCAUGCAAAGAGAAAAAGAUUUAUAAUGAAUACCAAUGCUUCUAUCCAAAGCAUUAACCUGAUAAUUGAGCAUGUUUGGAAAACCCAGGAGGAGCAAAGGCAGAAGCUUUAUCGUGAAUAUUCUCAGCAGUUUCUGACUUUGUUUCUGGAGUGGGAUAUAAGCGUGCAGGAAACCAAGGAGGAAGAAGAAAAACUAGCUAAUUUGUUUCAUGAGCAACAAAAGAUUUUUCAAGCAGAAAGAAUUGUUCAGAGCCAGAGACUGAAAAAAAUUGUAAACUUAUACGACCAGAUUUUAAAGAGUAUGGAGGAGUUUCAGAAGGAUCAUGAACAUCUUCUGACUGAUGAACAAAGUGAAGUUAGACGAGAAAUGGCCAUGCUGCAAAACAAAAUUGUGACGGAUCAACAGCAAGAUCUGGCAACUAUUCGGAAAUCUCUUCAAUACCUGCUCUCUGAUGAUGCUGAAGAAAGAACUGGAACCUAAGUUAUAUGAUAGAAACAUAAUAUUAGCUCCAUCAAACCUAUACAUUGCCAUAGGCUAAAAUUUUCUAGUUGCAGUCAGCACAUCUUGUUUAUCAUUUGUUUGUUAAGUGUAAGAAUCCUUUUCUGUUAACCACUAAAUGAAUCCUAAACAGUUAUAUAGGUAGCAGCAAUUUCAUAGGUACAGGGAUCAAACUUUCCACCCUUUGGGUAGCAAAUGGAGAUGUUUUCUCCCUAACACUGUCAAUUAACUUU
This is a messenger RNA of Cervus elaphus (red deer), 764 nucleotides long. RefSeq names its product synaptonemal complex protein 3-like. Lineage: Eukaryota; Metazoa; Chordata; Mammalia; Artiodactyla; Cervidae. Gene Ontology annotation, biological process: spermatid development; meiotic cell cycle. The coding region runs from base 1 to 513 and encodes 170 amino acids. The record is from RefSeq and is a predicted model, not a curated record. Gene Ontology annotation, cellular component: synaptonemal complex. The transcript is spliced from 5 exons.